Messenger RNA from Pezoporus flaviventris, 829 nucleotides. RefSeq names its product cyclin-Q-like. Lineage: Eukaryota; Metazoa; Chordata; Aves; Psittaciformes; Psittacidae. Gene Ontology annotation, biological process: regulation of transcription by RNA polymerase II. Gene Ontology annotation, molecular function: cyclin-dependent protein serine/threonine kinase regulator activity. The record is from RefSeq and is a predicted model, not a curated record. Gene Ontology annotation, cellular component: nucleus.
GGCCGCCAUGGAGGGGGAGGGUCCGGACGCUCGCGCUCGCUUCCGCGUGGCGCGGUUCAUCAUGGAGGCGGGCGUGAAGCUGGGGCUGGGCUCGGUCGCCGUCGCCACCGCCUGCGGCGCCUUCCACCGGUGCUGCCGGGCCCUGGGCGCCCGCGCCCCCCACGACCCCCACCUCGUGGCCGCCGCCGCCAUCGCCCUCGCAGCCAAGGCCGGGGACCCGCUGCGAGCCCGCGACCUCCUCAACGUCACCCACAGGUGCCUGCACCCUGGGGUGCCCCCGUUGGCGCUGGACGCGGAGUUCUGGGCGCUGCGGGACAGCCUCAUGCAGUGUGAGCUGUGGGUGCUGCGGGUGCUGCGGUUCCGCCUGCCCCUGGCGCAGGCGCACAAGUACCUGGCUCAGUUCGCGCUGGCGCUGGGGCAGUGGGCGCGGGGGGGGCGGGGGGGGGCGCCGGGCGUGGCCUGGGCGCUGCUGCGGGACGGGGCCGCGGGGGGGCUGGGGCUGCAGAGCCCCCCCCAGCACGUGGCGGCCGCCGCGCUGCACCUGGCCAUGGAGCUGUGCGGGUGCGGGGCCCCCCCCGGCGCGCCCCCCCACUGGUGGCAGGUGCUGAGCCCUGGACUGGGCCAAGAAGAGCUGGAGGAGCUGGAGCGGGAGCUGCUGGGGCUCUAUGGGCUCGACACCGAGGUGGGGGGUGACGACCCCCCCUGUGCCCCCCAAGUGACGCCUGGGCCCCCCCCCAGCCCCGACCCCAGGCCUGGGCCCUCCCGUGCCCCCCAGUACAGGCACAGACCCUUCCGUGCCCCCCCGGACUGAGCCAUGGACCCCCCUGUG